This is a messenger RNA of Plutella xylostella (diamondback moth), 3572 nucleotides long. RefSeq lists its product as uncharacterized. NCBI's taxonomy places the organism in Eukaryota, Metazoa, Arthropoda, Insecta, Lepidoptera, Plutellidae. The record is from RefSeq and is a predicted model, not a curated record.
UUAUAAAAGGAUGUGCGAACAAUCAUGGCCGGUUAGUUUUACGAUUUCAAUACGACAUGAAGGAGGCUGUGUUAAUUGCUACCGCGUGUCUCUUGAUAGGCUUUAGUGAACAAGCAGUUCGCGUGCGGCGUCAUGGUUACAGCAGUGGAGGAGACUUCAGUGCAGGGGGAAGCUUUGGUGGAGGCGGCUAUGGAGGAGGGGGCGGGGGUGGAGGCGGGGGUUACAGCGGAGGGGGUGGGGGCUACAGCGGCGGCGGUGGAAGCUAUGGCGCUGGAGGAGCCGGAGUAGACACGGCCACCAACGGAGAAGCUGAAAUCAGUGUGUCCGGCGGACUACCACUCGGGGCCAUAUCAGCAGGCAUCGGCAGCUUCCUCGGCUCAGUGAGGGAAAACGUGAAAGAUGUGCACUCUCAUUUCAAACAUAAGGGUGUAGGGAAAGACAAAGUUCAUUACUCUGGUGAUGGCAACUCUGGAUUCGCGUUCGGUGGAUCCGUUGGUGGGGGCUCGAGUGGAUCCGGCGGACAAUCAGGAGGAGGUUACGGUGGCGGUUACGGUGGGGGUGGAAGUGAAAACGGCGGCAGUGCGGGCUUUGAAUUUGAUAUCAAUGCAUCUGGAAAUAAUCAAGGAACGGGAGGUGCUAAUGGUGCAAAUUAUGGAGGUGGUUAUGGUGGAAGUUACGGAAGUAGCUAUUCAGAAAACCAUAGAACCAGCAGCGGCGUCAACUCUGGAGGCAAUGGAGAAUUUGCUCUUGGUAUCGGCUCAUCCAGCGGUCUUGGAGCUAAUAGUGAAAGUAGUGGUAAUAAUGCUGGCUACGGAGGAUUCAAAGUGGGUAUAAACACCGCAGGUAUCCAAAGUAAGGGGAGCGAAGCAGGUUUUGGCAGUGGAGGCCAGGGAUUAUAUGUGGCCAAUGCAGGCACGACCAAUGGUGCUAAUAGUGGAGGCAGUAGCGGCCAGGCAGGCUUUAAUUUGGGUGUCCAGACAGCUGGUACUAAUUUUAAAGCCAACGGCGUCAAUGGAGGAGGCUACGGAGGAAGUUCUGGUGGAACCUAUGGAAGUAGUUACGGUGCAAGUGGUAGUAGCUACAAUAGUGGAUUCAAUAUUGGCGGCCAAGAUGGAUUUGUGGCUACUGCUGGCACAUCUAACAACCAAGGAAAAAUUGGAAGCAACGGCGGCCAAGGUGGUUUCGGUUUAGGUAUAAGUACUGUUGCCGGUAACCAAGAUAAAGGAAACUUUGGUGGUGGCUACGAGAGUAGUAGCAGCUAUGGUACUAAAUAUGAAAAAACAUACGAUAGCACCUAUGGUUCUGGAAAUAGUGGUAAAGGAGGCGUCGUUUUUGACGCUGGCUCAUCUAGCGGCCUUGGAACUCAACAAGUAAGUAGCAGCAACAACGCUGGCUAUGGAGGUUUAAAAGUAGGUAUUAGUAGUGCUGCUAAUCAAAAUAAAGGAAUCCUAGGAGGUAGCUAUGGAGAUAGCUACGCUAGCAACUUUGGAAGUAGCUACGGUGUCAGUACUGGAGGAAAAAGAGAAUAUGUAACUAAACCAGAAAACAGUGUAAACAAUGCUGGGUACGGAGGUUUUAAAGUUGGUAUUAGUACUGCUGGCAAUCAAGAUAAAGGAAGCCAUGGAGGUGGAUAUGGAUCUACUUAUGCCAGCAAAUAUGGGAAUAGUUAUGGCGUCAGUACUGGUACUGGUGGUCAAAAGGGAUUCAAAUUCGAUGUGAAUACAGCAACUAGUCAAAACAAGGGAAAUCAUGGUACUGGCUUGGGAUAUGGGGGUACCUUUGGUGGCAGUACUGGAGGUGGCAAUGGAGGUGUAGUAAUAGACAUAAGCUCAACUGGAAAUAGUGAAAGGGGCAGUGGAGGAUUUAGUUUAGAUACUGGAUCAGUUUUAGAAACUUCUACUGGAUUUGAAGGGUCAAACUUUGUUGGCGGAAAAAAGGAUAUUGAAAUAGGCACAGUUGGGGAAGGCUUUGAGCUAAGUGGAUCUGGAGGACAAACUAGUGUUGUUCAGUACGGAGGUAGUACUGGAGGUGUAGCACCUACCGUUGAUUUUGGACUGAGUAUUGGAGGAAUUGGAAGUGGAGGUAGUGGAUACAGUGGAGGAGAAAUCGGAAAAUUUGAGGUCGCAGGAUUUGACAAUGGUGGUGCAGGAUUUAGUGUACCAAGCGGAGACAGCGGAGAUGUCAUAGUAGUUGUAGAAGAAGGAGUAGACGAAUCAACAUUUGAAGGGGGGAGGGGUAGUGGUGGAGUCAGUUAUGGAACUUCGCUGGGAUCAAGUGGAGGUUCAGAGUUUUCUUCUGGAUAUGGUGGAAAAGUUGGAAGUAGUUACGCAGGAAGUGGAGGCAGCAAAGGCUACGGUGGUGGUGGUGUGAACCUUGGUGGUGGUUUCGGACUCGGUGGAGGAUCUACGGGCUCAUCUAGCUACGGCAGUAAGAGUGAAAGUAGCUUUGGGGUCCACCAUAGUAAUAAACAUCACGGUUCAGGAGGCAGUAAAGGAACUGUUGGUGUGACUCUUGGAGAUGCAUUUGGAAUAAGCGGUGGAUCACAAGUUGGCCACUCGGCUCACGGCGCACACGCUGCUGGAAGUCAUGGAGGUGGUACCGGGGGAUUAAGUUUCGGAAUUGGUGUCGAUGGUGCAUCUGGAGGAAGUCACGGCGGCAGAGGUGAAAGUCACUUCGGAAGCCAUGCGUCACACGGUGGACACGGGUAUAGAGCCAGCCAUGGAGGUGGUAACGGGGAAUUAAGUUUUGGUUUUGGAGCAGGCGGUGGAUCACAAGGUAAUCACGGAGGAAAAGGGGAAAGCCAUUUUGGAGUCCAUGGUUCAAACGGAGGAUACGGGUCUACGGCAGGAGGAGGCGGUAACGGUGCGUUAAGUUUCGGGGUGGGUGCCGGCGGCGGCGGCGGCGGUGGAUCACAAGGAAACUACGCAGUCAAAGAAACAAGUCAUUUCGAAAGCCAUGGGUCAGGCGGAAGCUAUGGGUCAGGCGGAAGCCAUGGAAGCAAUAACGGAGGAUUGAGUUUCGGUUUAGGAGCUGGCGGUGGCGGUGGCUCAGCAGGAAGCCAUGUAGGGCAAGGAGGAAGCCAUUUUGGAAGCCACGGUUCCAGCGGGAGCCAUGGGGCGAGUAACGGAGGAUUGAGUGUCGGUUUUGGAGGUGGCAGUGGAUCCGAAGGAAGUUAUAGUGGACAAGGGGGAAGCCAUUUCGGAAGCCAUGGGUCAAGUGGAGGUCACGGGGCCAGUAACGGAGGUUUGAGUUUUGGUUUUGGAGCCGGAGGUGGCUCAGAAGGAAGUCAUGGAGGAAGAGGGGAGGGCCACUUCGGAAGCCACGGGUCAAGCGGAAGUCAAGGGGGUGGUAAUGGCGGUUUGAGCUUCGGUUUCGGCGUAGGUGGAUCGGAGGGGGGAGCAAGCACUUACGGGUAAAUAAAAUUGUAUUAAAUCAUGUCGGACAUAAUUAAAAAUUGGUUUACUUUUGUAAGCUAUAAAUAAAUUGUAUAGAUAGGUAUAUUAAAUAUUUAGACUUUAUGAAUACUAAGUAUUGUUUGUACUUGAAUAAAUUAUACGAAUUACACUUAUAAA